Molecule: messenger RNA, 627 nt
Organism: Lactuca virosa
Lineage: Eukaryota; Viridiplantae; Streptophyta; Magnoliopsida; Asterales; Asteraceae
Source: the annotation of a GenBank genome assembly
AUGUUCCCUGUUCGGCUAGGUGCUUCUGGGGUUUGGAAAAAUAUUGUUGGCACUAUUUCUGAUUUCAGUUCUCAAAAUAUUGCGCUUCAAGACAUGUUCAAAAGAGUAAUAGGGAUUGGGAACUCUUUUUCCUUCUGCUUCGACAAUUGGGCUGAGAAUUUUGAUCUUAGAUCUAAAUACCCUUCUAUUUUUGCUCUUGAAUCCUUUAAAAUUUGUUCCAUUGCAGAUAGAUGUCAGAAAGUGCACGGUUCGUUGGUUGUCUCAUGGAAUUGGCGGAGUCCUCCUAGCUCUAGCACAGAACUGUUGGAACUUGAUAGUUGUUUGAAUGACCUCUCCUUGGUUUCUCUCGGUACCUCAGAUGAUAAAUGGAGUUGGCUUGGUUGCAGUUCUGGGGUUUUCUCUGUGAGCUCUUUACGUGGAGCUUGGGAGUCAAAAGUCUAUCCCCUACUUGAGUAUAAACACUUUUGGAAUAAUCUGGUACCUAUUAAAAUCAACUUUUUUUCCUGGCGAGCUGUACUGAAUAGGUUACCUGUGAAAACUGAGCUCAUAAAAAGAGGGGUUGUUUUGAACUCUGGUACAUGCGAUCUAUGUGGUGCAGGUGAUGAAUCUGUUAUACAUCUUCUCUGA